CCUGUGACUGGUGAUUCCGAAGGGGAUGCUUAUCACCAACCCAGGUGGUCAUCUUUUCAAGAACAUCCCCGCUUCGGAGCAACUAUACACCCGUGAUCCAUGUGGCGAGGACUUCAUUCAGAACUCAGAACUAAUGCGUCAUCAGAGAGACCACCUGAAAGAAAAAGCCUGCGGGCGUGAGCAUUGUGGGAGGGGCUUCACCGACCAAUCAAGUCCCAUUUCCCAUCAAGCCGUCCUCAUGGAUGAGAAACCUUAUAAGUGCGACAAGUGCGGGAAGGGCUUCACCAGGAGCUCAAGUCUGCUUGUCCAUCACUCAGUCCAUACAGGUGAGAAACCUUUCAAGUGUGACAGGUGUGGGAAGGGCUUCAGCCAGAGCUCAAAGCUGCACAUCCACCAGAGAGUCCACACCGGAGAGAAGCCUUAUGAGUGUGAGGAGUGUGGUAUGAGCUUCAGUCAGCGAUCAAACCUGCAUAUCCACCAACGUGUCCACACGGGAGAGAGGCCCUACAAGUGCGGGGAAUGUGGAAAAGGCUUCAGCCAGAGCUCGAACUUACACAUCCACCGGUGCACCCACACAGGAGAGAAGCCGUACCAGUGCUAUGAAUGUGGGAAAGGCUUCAGCCAGAGUUCAGACCUUCGAAUCCACCUCAGAGUACACACUGGGGAAAAGCCCUACCACUGUGGCAAGUGUGGGAAGGGCUUCAGCCAGAGCUCCAAACUCCUCAUCCAUCAGAGAGUCCACACGGGAGAGAAGCCGUAUGAAUGCAGCAGGUGUGGGAAAGGCUUCAGCCAGAGCUCAAACCUGCACAUCCACCAGCGGGUUCACAGGAAGGAGCUCCAUUAAGUAACAUGAGCCCACUCGGGAGUUCAGAAUGCUUUUACUGUAAAGAUAAAUAUUUUUCACGGCUGAGUGUGCAUAUCAGAGGUAGCAUGCUUGCCUAGCACAUAUAAGACCCUUGAGUUUGAGCCCUGGUACCCCACACACAGUUUCCAGCUUAAUACUUUGUGCGUGUAGGAAUGUGUGUUCCUGCAGAGAGGGGUGCAUGUGUUGUGCUGGUGUAUGCAUGCCUGUGUGCACGUGCACGUGUGUGGAGGUCGGAGGAUGUCUCAGGUCCUCAGAUGCUUAAUCACAUUCGGGUGUGAGACUGGGGACCUGUCAGUCAUUCAUGGUAUGCAAUGUCACCAUGGCUAGGAUUACAGGUGUGUGCCACCACACCCAACUUUUUUAUGUGGAUUCUGCCUCAUGUUUUCUAGACAAGAGCUUUGCUGACUGAGCUAUCGCCUAGGGCCGGCCCCAGUUUAAAUCGUUCAACUCUUACCUUUGUAUUCCUCAAAGGAAAGGAAUAGCAAGGGUUAUUCCGAUAUAACUAGCUCUUCACAGAAGAAAUCAUUCGGAGUCCCCAGCACAUUUUAUGUUAUACAGUGAAUGGAUUACUCUGGUUCCUCAUAUGGGUAGAGUGUAAUGCAAUUCUGCCAGUGUUGUUAGAAGUAUAUUCCACAAUUUUACCUGCAAGAACUCUGUAUUUUU
Messenger RNA from Mastomys coucha (southern multimammate mouse), 1528 nucleotides. RefSeq names its product zinc finger protein 239 (gene Znf239). Gene Ontology annotation, biological process: regulation of transcription by RNA polymerase II. NCBI's taxonomy places the organism in Eukaryota, Metazoa, Chordata, Mammalia, Rodentia, Muridae. The record is from RefSeq and is a predicted model, not a curated record. Gene Ontology annotation, molecular function: DNA-binding transcription factor activity, RNA polymerase II-specific; RNA polymerase II cis-regulatory region sequence-specific DNA binding.